AGCUAGAACUGGAAAUGUAGGUAGCAGUCGGUGGUGGAGUUUUUCAGCACGAUGAGCUCUCCUAGGGUUUUUUGGUAGCGCCUAGAUUUUCGGAUGGCGCAGGCCCCUGACGCUCUACAUCUGGUUGGAUCGCUGUCCUCAUCGUCGCAGAGAUCGCUGCUGCAAAACGGCAAAGAGGUGAGUAGUGAUCUUGGCAAGACGCUCGAGGAUGAAGCGCGGCAGCAGCAGCAGCAGGAGGCGAGCGAGCGAUGGCGGAUUUCCAAUCUAGCGUUCUUCCAGCGCCUCACUCUGGGCUACUCCUCGUUGGCAUCGCAAGCCCAGCCAGUAUUAUCCCCGACCAAGACCUUCCGCAGGAUCGCCAUAGCCCGAGAGCUCGUUUCGAUCAACACCCCCGACGUGGAGGAGCCCGCGAGCAGCAGUCACGGGAUCCGGCUGAGAGAGGGCGUCAACCUUCCAGGGGUGGGCGAAAUUCGCUGGAAGAUCAUGAAGAACUACGCCAUGGAGUGGCUGAAAAAUCCCAAGAACUUAGCUCUCCUGGUGUGGAUCCUGGCGGUGGCGGUCUCGGGGGCUAUUCUCUUCAUGGUCAUGACGGGCAUGCUCAACCAUGCCAUUCCCAAGAAGAGCUCCAGGGACGCCUACUUCGAAGUGAACAACCAGAUACUCAACGCUCUCUUCACGCUCAUGUGUCUCUACCUUCAUCCCCAGCGCUUCCUCCAUCUCUAUCAGCUCCACCGCUGGAACAGGUCCGACGUCCUUGCGCUCCGGAAGAUCUAUUGCAAAGACGGUCUGAGGAAACCACACGAAUGGGGUCAUAUGCUCGUCGUGGUGAUCCUCCUCCAUCUCAAUUGCUUCUCACAGUACGCGCUGUGUGGACUCAACUGGGGGUACAGGAGAUCGGAGAGGCCAGCGAUCGGAGUGGCGGUGUGCCUGGCAGCAGCAAUCGGCUGCGCUGCCGCGGCUGGGAUCUACAACACUUUGAGCCCGCUGGGAAGAGACUACGUCCAGGACGAAGAGGCCGGCCAGCUACACCUCCAUGAGGAUCUAGAAGCCGAUGCUAGACCGUCUAGCAUCGGUCGCACAGGUGGUCGGUUCUACAGCCUUUUGGAACGUAGGAAGUCUUUCGCUUCGAGAGAUGGCAAGCUGGUGGAGCGGCCCGAGUGGCAAGGUGGUGUUUUAGAUUGCUGCAUGGACCGGGAGGUGGCGCUCAUGUCUACGCUGUGUGGAUUCUGCGUCUUCGGGUGGAACAUGGAUAGGCUGGGUUUCGGCAACCGGUUCGUCCACAUUGCGACGUUCUUGCUCAUAUGCUCGGCUCCAUACUGGAUCUUCCUUCUGGCAGCGGGCAACAUCGACAACAGGUACGUGAGGCAGGGGCUGGGAUUCGCAGGGAUAGUGCUGUGCGUCUUCGGGCUCAUGUAUGGUGGUUUCUGGAGGAUCAAGAUGCGGACAACUUUCGGGCUUCCUGGUCAGAGGUGGUGCUGCGGGCAGCCGAAUAUGACAGACUGUGCACUGUGGAUGUUCUGUAGCCUGUGCUCGCUGUGUCAAGAGGUCCGAACGGCAGCUCGCUACGACGUCCGCGAUGACAAGUUUUACGUCAAGGAACCGACAAGGAAUCGGGAAGGCUCGUCGUUUUCGUCGUCAUCGCCAUCGCCAUCGUCUUCGCCCAAGCCGUCUCCGCUGGGUCGAGAGCAGGCCAGCAAGGCACCGUUUGACACGGAGCUCAAGGUGGAAAUGGAGAUGGUUGCUCCAUCGCCAGUGGUCGCGGACAGGAAUGAGAUAUUGGAGAAGAGCUCUUGAGCGAGCCAGUUCUUCUCAACUUGAUAUUUGGAGCUAACAAAACCAAAUGCUUUCAGGCAGCCGUAGGAGCUGCUGCUGGUGUUUGGCUGCUCACUU
Selaginella moellendorffii is the source of this 1890-nucleotide messenger RNA. RefSeq lists its product as uncharacterized. The record is from RefSeq and is a predicted model, not a curated record. The transcript has a single exon. Gene Ontology annotation, biological process: sesquiterpene biosynthetic process. NCBI's taxonomy places the organism in Eukaryota, Viridiplantae, Streptophyta, Lycopodiopsida, Selaginellales, Selaginellaceae. Bases 94 to 1794 code for a protein of 566 amino acids. Gene Ontology annotation, molecular function: cyclase activity.